This is a messenger RNA of Lodderomyces elongisporus, 2472 nucleotides long. RefSeq names its product Prp39p (gene PRP39). Gene Ontology annotation, cellular component: U1 snRNP; commitment complex; U2-type prespliceosome. Gene Ontology annotation, molecular function: pre-mRNA 5'-splice site binding; protein binding. The transcript has a single exon. Gene Ontology annotation, biological process: RNA processing; mRNA 5'-splice site recognition. Bases 1 to 2472 code for a protein of 823 amino acids. The record is from RefSeq and is a predicted model, not a curated record. Lineage: Eukaryota; Fungi; Ascomycota; Pichiomycetes; Serinales; Debaryomycetaceae.
AUGUCACUCACGACCACGCUUCAGUUACCUGAUGACUUGCAAGGGCAAUUCAAAAUAGAAAGCAAUGCUUUACACUUACCUGAGGCGCAUAGCUUAGAAAUUAAACUUCAGAAAAACAUCAACGAUUUACAAUCUUGGACUGAUCUUUUCAAUUGUUAUGACAUUUGGCUAUCGAAUAGAAGCAAGACCGAGCAAGGAAAGGAUUUGAAGGAUUUGAUUUCUGCAGACCAGAAAAGGAGGAUCAGCAACACUUAUCAAGCUGCCACGUCCAGGUUCAUAAACUGGGAGGAAUGUUGGAAGCGAUGGCUGGCGACUGAAUUUAAAUUAAAUGGAAUUGAUGCAUCUAUAGAAGUACUACAAAAAGCAGUAGAAACUUUCCCCACCUCAAUAGUAUUAUGGACUGAUUACCUUGCUGCUAUCAAGAGUGGCAUUGCUAACAGCACCAUUGAUACUACCGCAAAUACUACCGCAAAUACUGCUGCAAAUACCGCUGCAAAUACCGCCACCAGCACUACAAUGACUUCGAACUCAACUUCGGCUUCGAAUCCCACUACUAUUAAUACUACUACCACUUCGACACCUGCCAUCACCACGCAAAGCGAUGAUGUAAAUAGAUUUCGAUUCUUAUACAAGGAGGCAUUGAAGUAUAAUGGUUACAACUUCAACUCAAGCUCUUUAUGGGAUAUAAGUAUAGAGUUUGAAUCAUCUCUACUGCAAAACUCCGAUGAGUUGAGGGAUCUAUAUCUCCAAGUAUUGAGCAUCCCGCUUUACCAAUAUGCUCAUUACUACACCCAGUUUUCAGAAAUUAGUAAGAAUUUCGAUAUUCACAAUUUACUACCAGAAAGUGCUUUAUUGGAUUAUAUUGAGAAAUUUGGGAAAGCUAGAGUUGAAGACUUGUCUUUACUUGAAAAACAUCAGAUUAUUGAUGAUUAUUUUGCAAUAGUGUUUACUUCUACCCAGGCCAAAGUAACUGCUGCCUGGGAAUAUGAGCAAAACUUAUUACAUCAAGAAUUUUCACAUAAAAGAGCAGAAAUUGAUGAAGAAAAAGAUAAAGUUUGGUUUCCAUACAUCGAGAAAGAGGUUACAAAUUAUCGAGCUUCGCCGACUAUUGAGAAGUACAAGCUUGUUGUUAAUUUGUUUGAACGAGCAUUGAUUCCAAACUGCUUUGAUGUUAAUCUUUGGUCCAAAUACAUAUCAUUUGUUGCAUCAACAUCAUCAACAUCAUCAACAUCAUCAACAUCAUCAACAUCAUCAACAUCAUCAACACCAUUGCCAUCUUCAAAUUCACCACUGAUCUCUGGCUCUAGCUCUUUAACUGUUUUGGAAAACUUUCAUACCCAGCAAAGGAUAUACACACGAGCAAAUUCGAGAUUUGUACCUUUGGAUCAAAAUGAACUUCGAUUAGAAUACGUACAGUUUUUGCUACUGAACGAUAAGCCUAACCUUGCAAAUGAAUUUUUAUUUGAUUGGAUGAAGGUUUUUAGCGGCAAUUCAAGAGUCUACCAUAAAUCAUCUUAUUUGUUAAUGUGUCAGCAGAUUCUAAAUUUAUGGGAAAAGCUCAUCACACCUUUCAAGUAUAAAAAGAUUCUAGAAACUCUUGUUGAACUGUUUUUCAAAUUGCAAAACAAAUUGAACCAAAAAAAUGUUGAUGACGAGAAAGUGGGAGAUCCAGAACAAGUUAAAAACAUUGAUCCUCAGUUUGAAUUAAAGCAAGAUCAUGUUCUGUUGCUCGCCAAAUUUUUGAAUGACGACUCUAUUGCAAUGGUAGUUUUAAGACUUUUAUAUUUUUACAGAAAUAGUGGCAGUGUUGGAGAUGAAGAUAACGAUGACGAGGAGGAAAAAAACAAUGUUGACAAUAUUCGUCUACUAUUCAACAAUAUUUAUAAAGCAAAAAGUAUGCUAAGAUCCACGAAAUUCUGGAAUUUCAUGUUUGAAUACGAGGGAUGUUUCAAGAGUAAUUUAGCUAAUUUGAAACAAAUUUAUGACUUUGUUAUCACGGAAACUCAACUCCCAAAAGUUGCACUAGACGCAUUUACAGAUUGGUAUUACGAUAUUGCAGCAGCCAAUGUCAACAAGUUUCUUUUGUUGAAUAAGGAUAGGUCAGAUGAUACUAUGAUCAAAAAGAAUUUACAUCAAUCCAAUUCAGUUUUCUACAAUAAAACCAUUCGAAAACGUUACUUGAAGCAAAAUUAUCUUGCCAAUUUAAUGAAUACAACCGAAGUCGAAAAUGAGCAUGGUGUGUUGUCGCAGUAUGCUAAAUAUGCUGGUCAUCCUGGUAUUGUACCAAGGGACAAUAUUGAUGGAAAGGAAGACCCAGAAAUUAUUAAUAAAAUCUCAGACGGAAAGGGCUAUAUCGAUUUAACCAAAAAAGAUAUUGCAAUACCCGCAUACCCAAUUUUUAAAAAUGCCGAAAAUGCAUCUUUGGCACCAACUGGAAAGCAAAUAUUAAGAAAGAAGCAAAAACGUAUGUAA